UAAAUGUAAAUGUUACUAUAAAUCCACCCCUGCAAAAUCACAAAAACCUAAGUAGAGUGAGUCUUUUCAUCUACUUUCCCAAUUGAGCUAAAUUCCGCCCCUGCAAAAACCUUUUGAAAUUCCACAACAUUCUUCGAAAUGGAUUCUGAAACUUCCAUCAGAAUCGAAGAAACAGUACUCGAUAUCCUCAAAACCUGUAACCUGGAAGAAGUUUCGGAGCAAAAAAUCCGAAGAAUGGCUUCAGAAAAGCUAGGUCUUGACCUAUCCGAACCGACCCGGAAGAAAUUUGUCCGGCAGGUGGUGGAGAAGUUCCUUGCUGAAGAACAAGCAAAACGUGAGGCAAAUGCUGCUGAUGAAGUAAAGGAGGAGGAGGAUGAAGAAGAGGAGGACGGCAAAGUGAAAAGCAGCGGUGAUAAGGAGUACGAUGACGAAGGCGAUCUCAUCGUUUGCCGAUUGUCGCAUAAGAGAAGAGUGACUGUUACUGACUUUAGGGGAAAAACUCUGGUGUCGAUAAGAGAGUACUACAGCAAAGAGGGCAAGGAGUUGCCUACUUCUAAAGGGAUAAGUUUGACAGCUGAGCAAUGGGCAACUUUCAAGAAGAAUAUUCCUGGAGUUGAACAAGCCAUCAAGAAAUUGGAGUCGAAGUCUUAGUUUAGUUUUUAGUUUUGGUUACAUGCAGUAGUAAUAUUUGAAGUACUUAAAACAGUAGGAGACAUGUUCUUUUGGGUAAAUUGGUUAACUUUGGUUUACAUGCAUUAUUAUGCCUGUUCUCUUGGCUAAUGCAGAUGUUCUCUAAUUUGAGGCACCUGGUUUUUGGAAACACCAAAGAGAACCUUCUAUGAUUUUACAUGUAGUAGAAAUAGCUCUUUUCGA
Solanum tuberosum (potato) is the source of this 873-nucleotide messenger RNA. Its product is annotated as RNA polymerase II transcriptional coactivator KELP. The transcript is spliced from 3 exons. NCBI's taxonomy places the organism in Eukaryota, Viridiplantae, Streptophyta, Magnoliopsida, Solanales, Solanaceae. The record is from RefSeq and is a predicted model, not a curated record. The coding region runs from base 139 to 651 and encodes 170 amino acids. Gene Ontology annotation, biological process: positive regulation of transcription initiation by RNA polymerase II. Gene Ontology annotation, molecular function: DNA binding; transcription coactivator activity.